UUGUAGCGGCUACUCGAGCCGCUUUCCACCGAAUGCGGCGACGAGCAAUUGCCGGUAAAGACAUUAUAAGCAUCAUCUGCCUGCAAGACUUUCAAUGUCCUUGACUUCCACUUCAAGAUCUGACGACGUUCGCGCACUUUCAUCCUUACCGACUUACGCAUCAUGACUUCGCAACAGUACCGACAGCUCACUCAAGAAGAUGUGGACCACUUCAUGGAGCAUGGCUGGAUCAAGCUCUCUGGCUGCUUCGGCCAAGAGCUUGUAGACAAGAUGACGGCCAAUCUUUGGACGCGAUUGGGCAUGUCACCUGAAGAUAAGACGACAUGGACCGCCGAGCGUGUCAACAUGCCAGCACACAACCAAUACUUAGCAAGCGAGAUUGCACCCAAGGCAUGGGCGGCCAUCUGUGACCUCACAGGUGGUGAGGAGCGAAUGGCAGAGACGAACCGAACAUGGAACGAUGGCCUCAUUGUCAACUUAGGCACAACCGAAGGCCACAUGAAAGACAUCCACGGCUCAGAUCUGAAAGGCUGGCAUGUCGACGGCGACUUCUUCGUACACUAUCUCGACUCGCCCGAGCAAGGUCUGCUCGUCAUCCCGCUCUUCACGGAUAUCGUUGCAGGCGGUGGUGGCACCAUGAUCUGCCCGGCUGCCAUUCCACAUGUAGCAAAGCAUCUCCACGAUCAUCCCGAAGGCGUGUCGCCUCGCAUGACCCCUCGCGCGCAGAACCCUACAUUCGGUCCAGAGCCUGGCCAGGGCCUGAAAUGGUUCAACGAGCUUGCGAAGAGCAUGCCCCGAGACUCCUUCGUGGAGACGACAGGCAAGGUUGGAGACGUCUACCUCCUACAUCCGCUGAUGCUUCACUCGACCUCGAAUAACAAGCUACGCAACCUGCGCAUUAUUACCAACCCUCCCGUCAGUCUCAAGGAGCCAUUCCGGUUCAGCCGGGAGGACGAGAGCCAGUAUAGCGUCGUCGAACGCAAGACUAUGGCUGCGCUUGGUAAAGAUAAAAUUGAUUACAAGAUCCAAGGUACGAGGGAUCAUGUCGUGCCGGAGCGGGUGGCGAUCCAGAAGAUCAUGAUGGAGAACGAGUUAAAGCGGCUGGAGGGAAUGAAACUUCCAGCGUCGGUUUCGGUGAUGGAGAUACCGCUGAACGUUUAAUCGAUAUCCGAGUGCGACCGCCUUUGUUGAUGCUUUUGUCUUCGCAUUCAAAUUAGCGUUUCUGCAUGAUCUAGGAGCAUACAGACUGAUUAGCAUUCUUGCCCACCAACGCUGCAAGCUCGCUGCCCCA
Molecule: messenger RNA, 1291 nt
Organism: Baudoinia panamericana UAMH 10762
Lineage: Eukaryota; Fungi; Ascomycota; Dothideomycetes; Mycosphaerellales; Teratosphaeriaceae
Exons: 1
Coding region: 163-1161 (332 amino acids)
Source: RefSeq, a predicted model, not a curated record